AUGUGGAAACCAUAGAAACAGUGCAGGGGAGAUUUACAAGAACGUUGCCUGGAUUGGGGAGGAUGCCUUAUGAGAAUAGGUUGAGUAAACUCGGCCUUUUCUCCUUGGAGCGACGGAGAAUGAGGGGUGACAUGAUUGAGGUGUAUAAGAUAAUGAGAGGUAUUGACCGUGUGGAUAGUCAGAGGCUUUUCCCCAGGGCUGAAAUGGCUAACAUGAAAGGGCACAGUUUUAAGGUGCUUGGAAGUAGGUACAGAGGAGAUAUGAGGGGUAAGUUUUUUAUGCAGAGAGUGGUGAGUGUGUGGAAUGGGCUGCCAGCAACAGUGCUGAAGGUGGAUUCUGCAGGGUCUUAUAAGAAACUCCUGGACAGGUACAUGGAGAUAAGAAAAAUAGAGGGCUAUGGGUAACCCUAACUAAUUUCUAAAGUAAUACAUGUUCAACACAGGGUUGUGGAAGGGAGUGUAGCAGUGGUCAAGUGUGUUAUCUCCACUAGUGCUCACCUGGAUGUGCUGACAAAACUUCAGAGAGAUUUUUGUCAGCGACGCUCAAUUAAAGUCACCGGUGACGAUGAAGACAGCCUCUGGAUGUGCAGUCUCCAGCGUGUUGAUGGUCUUGUACUGUUCCUUGAGAGCCAGAUGCUGCCUGACCUGCUGAGUAUUUCAAUGAUUCUCUGAUUUCAACAUAGUAAAAAAUUCUUCAGAAUCUUCAUUACAAGUGCAACGUUCAUUUACCAAGGACAACAAGUUUGUACCCAGUCUUCCUGGUGUGGAAUCUCCAAGUGAAGAUAUAAUUCUGUGAUCAAUUCCAGGUUGCCAUGGUGAUCAACUACUGACUGUACUCAGUACACACCGUGGCAGGACAACGAGACCUGACAGAGGAUCACCAGCCAGACGCACAGAACCAUUCAGCCCUGUGAUCCUGGGACAGGAACUGUGUGUUCCAGUAGGACAUCAGGCACAACAAAUAUCCUGGACUGGAAUAGAGUCAAAACGAUAAAUGGUUGGAGAGGAGUUUUAACUUUCUGGGAAUUGAAGAAAGAGAACUGCAUGCCUAUCCCCAAAACACACCCUUUACCCAAACUCCCCUGCAGCAAAGAGAACAGAGAUUCCAGGAGAACACACAGCAUAUCGGAGAAGAAGACAAGCAUUCUACCAGCUGGAAAUAAUGUAUGAAAAUCUCAGCUCCCCACAAAUUGUAAAAGAUUUAGGAUUACAGGAUCAUUAUCCUCACAAACUGUCUCUUCAGACUGUCCAGGAGGUGUCCCAGGAUAAACUGGAGGACAGCAACCCAACUCGAGCAGAAGAUCUUCCCUGGCGAUUUCUCCAAAGGAUCCUCUCAGCCAAUUCACUGACAAGAAAUCCCAAAUGGCCACCUGAUCUCUCCUCGGAGGGUGAAGAUGAUGAUGAUGAUGAAGACUUCAGUGAUUUCUUUGAAGUUACAGCACCAGGGGAUGGUGAGAUGAAUCCUCUGGAUAUCAUUGCUGCCAUUUUCCUCUGUGCUGACCACUCUCUCCAGCAGGAACUGAUGCUGAAGAUGUCUCUUUGCCAGUUUGCAUUACCCUUUCUGAUGCCAGACAUACACAGUCACCCCAUGGACAAGGUGAGGGGACCCACAGAAGGGCCUGGUGCCACCCUUCUCCUCUGGGCCAUGAGACCCAUUGUUAAAACAUGGUGCCCACAUUCUCCUACAGACAGCAGCCCCGUUGUGGAGGUGCCCAUCGUGACAGCAGCCAUGCCAACGGUGUCCUUCCUCAGACUGGGAAGGUGCACAGUGUCCAAAUCCCGAAUCCUCAAUCUCACCCUGAGUCAGGCACAGCUGCAGCAGAACAUCUUCCUGCACUCCGAGAUGGAAUGUGGGAAUGUGCCCCGCAGGAUAUCCGAUGGAAUGGCGGAGAUCAGCUGGUAUCUCCCUUCUGGGAAGAGUAACACGGAUAUUUUCCCAGAGGCUGCUGUAUUCAUUAACCUCCGAGGCGAUGCUGAAACUUUCCAGGGAAACGCUCGGUUUCUGGCAAAAGUAUCCACUGCUCUCUUCAUUUUCAUUGAUGUUAUCGGUGAGAAGGAACGAGAAUUCCUCGCCUCUCUCCCACAGUCACCAGCAAAACUCUUUCUCAUAGUCAACACCCACAUCAAUCAGCAACACAUAACCCCCAAGCAGGUGAAGAAAAUGUUCAAAGAUCUAAAGUUAGAACCUCAACAAUGCCUUCUUCGGACAAAUGAAAAUGAAGCUAAUCUUGCAGAGAUAGUUUGUUCUCAGAUCAAACAAGUAAUUCUAGUGAGGGACAGGGACCAGACCUUGCUGAGCCUGGAGAAAAUGGCUGACAUUGCAAUGGAAAGUGGGAUUGAGGUCGAUGAACAUCAACCUGAAAUACAACGAGCCAAGGAACUGACCAAAAUACUGGACAGACUUGACUCAGGAGACAUUACUGGGUAUAAAAGGAGAGUGUUGCCCUUUCAUGGAGAGCCCUGGCAAGGGUUGUCUAAAGUUGAAAAAGAGAAAUCGCGGAUGAAACUCCGUGGGGACAGAACCACAGUCGUGUAUAACCACCAACUGGACCAGGAGAAGAACAGAAUCCGGGAAGCUCAGCUCAGACAGAGUCUGUCGGAAGAGAUGCGGCUGUUCAUCGAAUACCUCACCCGUCACGAUGGGGUUGACAGAGCCAUUUCCCUACAGUGGCUGAAGCUGGAACUGGACAGUAAAUCACAGGAAGUUAUGGCAGGAUUGCGUAGAAUUUAUAAAGAACUGUGCAAAGACUCAAAGCAGAAGGUGAAGGAACUGAAGGAGUUGGAUCAGAAGAUGUCUGAUAGUUCCCUGGGACUUGAGCACUUCAUGAGGGAAUUUGGCCAGGUUUAUGAACUUUCAGUGACUCGACACGUCACCCGAAGGACACAGAUCCACCCAAAGGUGCCGCAGUUCCCAGGGGUUGCUGCUGAACUGUUGCUGGAAGGGUUCCCACUGGAACUCAUCGAUGGAGACGUUUCCAACGUUCCCAUUCCAUGGAUCACUGCCGUACUCACAGAGCUGGCCAACAAAGUGGGAAGAGCUUGCCGAGUGUUUGUGCUGACAGUGAUCGGAGUUCAGAGCUCGGGCAAGUCCACACUCCUCAACACAAUGUUCUGUUUGCGGUUUGCUGUGAGCAGCGGCCGAUGUACUCGAGGGGCCUACAUGCAGUUGAUCAAAGUCACAGGGAGCCUGGCCGAGGAGCUGGGCUGUGAGUUCAUCCUGGUCAUUGACACAGAGGGGCUGAGAGCCCCAGAACUCGCAACACUGACAGACAGCUACGAGCACGACAAUGAGCUGGCAACGUUCGUGGUUGGAUUAAGCAACUUAACGUUGGUAAACAUCGGGAUGGAAAAUCUGUCAGAGAUGAAAGAUAUUUUACAGAUUGUUGUUCAUUCCUUAAUCCGCAUGAGGGAGACAGGAAAAGGGCCAAAGUGCAUAUUUGUGCACCAGAACGUCGGCGAUGUGAGUGCGCACGAGCAGAAUCUGAGAGGCCGUCAGAAACUCCUGGAGCAGCUGGAUAAGAUGACAGAGGCUGCAGCAAAGCUGGAGAAGGUAGACCGAGUAACGUUCCGGGAUGUGAUGGACUAUGAUGCUGACAAGGACAACUGGUACAUCCCUGGUCUGUGGCAUGGUACACCCCCAAUGGCUGCAGUCAACACCGGCUACAGUGAACACGUCUCCCAACUGAAGAAGAACCUAAUUCAGUGUCUAAUCCAACGGAGCAAAAGCCAAAGAGCUUUCACUAUCCCGGACUUUAUCAAAUGGAUGGCUGGGCUUUGGGAGCAGGUGAAACAUGAAAAUUUCAUUUUCAGCUUCCAGAACAGUCUGGUCGCAGAGGCUUACAACCACCUCUCCAUGAAGUACAAGGACUGGGAGUGGGAACUCUGCAAAUUCACUCACUCCUGGGGAAAUGAGGCUGAAAACAGAAUCAGCAAUGCCAAAGGAGAUCUCACUGAACUGCUCUGUAAUCUGGAGAGGGAGAUGAGGACAGAGAUGAGCAAAAGGGAGGGUGUCACUCUGGAUAAACUGCAAGCUCUGUAUGAAAGUGGGGCUGAUAACGUGUAUCUGAUGGAGAAAUACAGAGAGGAAUUUAAACUCAGCAUCUCCAGUUUAUGCAGCCGACUUCAGCACGAUUCAAUGCAGAGAUGUAGAGAUACCGUGAACAGACGGGUGGGACUGCAGGGUGUGGAUGAUAUUUGUAAUAAUUUUCACAGGAAGAUUGGAGAACAGGUCAAGGAACUUUUACAGAAUUGUAAAGUAGCAAAUCGGGUGUUGGGACACCAGGAACUGAAAAAUGAAUUUGAAACGAUGUGGAAAGGUACACUGUCUCAACUGGAGUAUCAGCCCUGCAGAGAAAGAAACAUUGAACUGGAGAUUGAAAAUCUUCUCAGAGAGGCAAUAAGAGCUCAAGGGAGAGUGAUUAAUGAAAGGCUAAAAGGUAAAAAUCUCUGUGAACUGGGGACCCAAUACCUUCAGAUUGAAGAGAAACACAUCAACGUGUCACAUUGGAGAUGGGGUACAAGUAAACUCAUUCCAUUCAGAUUGAAAUCAGACCUCGAUCAAGCAGCAAUGAUUACAAAGCCCAUCGAGGAUGAAUGCAGACAUUGGAUCACUGACAUCACAAAAAAGGACAUGGAUUAUGACAAUAAAUAUUGCAUUGAACUUUUGAACAUGAUAGAGGAAAAAGUUGACAAUAUUUCACAUCAAAACUUUUCAAUGUCUGAGGUUUUCAAGGCCGAGUUUAAACUUCACCUGUGUGGUUACGCUGUACCAAGAUUCCAGGAGAUGCACAGGAGGUUUAUCCACAACCACGACCCACGGAGAAGACUGGAAAACAUGAAAAAUCAAUACUUUGAUCGCUUCAUGGAUAUUUACACAGAGCAGGAUGAGAACCAGAGACAAGCAAAACGAUUUACACAAUAUUGUUUCUUGCCAGCUCUCCGAGACGCCACCCUCAAGACUCUCAGCGUGAACAUCGUGGAUGAUAUGAAAAAACACAACCCUGAGCGACAGUACAGUCUCCGCAACAACUUCACUGUGGCCCUCCUGGUCCACCUGAAACAAACACAUCGAUUUGAUAAAUAUCUACGGUACAUCAGAGACUUUGUGAAUUUCGCCAAAGACUGGCUCCAUCAGCAAGUUAUUAAACACUGCAAGACAGAACGCGAUGGGGAGAGCACAUUUACCUGUCUGGCUAAAGAAAUCCUCACAGAGAUCACUGGGCAAGCUAAGGACAUUGUUCAGGAUGCAGUGAAGCAGAACUUUGCUGGAAAUGCUGAGAGCUUCCUAAACAUGUUUGCUGAAAAGUUAAACACAAGAAUCUCGAUGCCCAAAGAUGAGAUGAAACUCGUUCUGCUUCAGAGUGGCAGUGAUGGCAAGAAAUGUUCAGAAGCCAUUCUGCCAUGUAUUGAAGAGGUGGAGCAGGAUCUCCUCCGUGAGGUAAAAGGCUGGGAUGUCAAAGCAAAGAUUGAAGAAUUAUCCAUUAAACCCAGGGAGGAGUUGUUCAAAGGGUUAUUCAAUUGUACAAUGAAAUGUCCUUUCUGUGGGGUUUUCUGUGACUCAGAGACCCCGGUUCACUCACAACACUCCUGUAAACAGCACAGACCUGAAGGGCUCAACAACUGUCGAUGGGCAGACAGUGAACAUCUUGUAAUGGAUAUCUGCACAGCUUCAGUCGCUGGUGAUACAAAAUUCCGAAAUAAAUACACAAAUGGGAAAUUCCUUCCCUACAAGGAUUAUCAAACAGUCAAUGAUUACUACAAAUCCUGGACUAUCCAACGGGAAAUUUCCGCACAGGCAGCAUCCUAUUGGAAGAAGGUUUUCUACACUUUCAAUCAGCAGUUUGCUGAUGAAUACAGGGCAAAGCCUGCAGAGAUCGAUGGAAGCUGGAACAUUGACUGGGAGGUGGUGAGGGAAGAAAUGAACAAGUCGUAUAAUACAAACAUUCAGUCUUGGUAAUGUCUCUUUAAAUGGCGUUACUCAGUGAGAGACAGACAAAGGGAAACUGUCUUCCUCGGAAGAAUUUGGCAGAGUAAAUCAGUGUGUUCAAAUUAAAAUCCAAUCACAAAUCAUCAAAAGAAUUAGCAGAGCAAAAGGAAUGUUUCAUUCCUACAUUCAUGGUCCUGCCCUCAUGGUUAAUAAAGUCCUCACUUACUCACCCUUCCCCAUAACUCAGGUCCUCAAGUCCUGGCAACAUCCUUAUAAAUUGUCUCUGCUCUCUUUCAAGCUUAUUAAUAUCUUUCCUGUGGGGAGAUGACCAGAACUGCACACAAUACUCCAAAUCAGGCCUCUCCAAAGUGUUGUCCAACUUCCAAAUCCUAAUUCCUGUACUCAGUGUCCUGGUUUAUGAAGGACAAUGCACCAAACACUCUCUUUAUGACUCUAUCUACCUGUGAUGCCACUUUCAAUGAUGGCUCUCUAUUUCCCACCCUUAUCCCGAUAUCCCAGAUCCCUCUCAUUCCCAGAAAUCUGUUGAUCUUGUUUUGAGCCCAGCCAAUCACUGAGCCUCUCUCUACAGCUCCAGGGUGGAGAAUCUUUGCCCCUCAUCUCCACUCACAUUCCCAUUUCAGUAAACUUGGAAAUGUUACUUUUGGUCUCCUCAAACAAAUAACUAUCAGUGAACAACUGGGACCCAAGCACUAAUCCCUGUCUAAAAUACCUGACGGAUCACAGACCAGUCAUGUGAGAAGGACACAUUCCUUCCUACCAUUUCCUUUCUCUACAUUAACCAAUGUUCAGUCCAUGCUGGAAAUCUCUCCCAGUUCCAAGUGCUCUCGUCUUCUCUCCCCAACUCCAUGUGAUCCAAACUUGUUCACCAACCUCCAGUGAGAGACCUCAACAAUAACCUUCUGAAAAUCCAAAUACAUCACAUCUACUGGAUCCCCCUGAACGACUUCACUCGAUACUUCCCCAAAGACCUCGGAAAGACCAGUCAAAUGUGACUUCCAUUUCAUUAAUCCAGGCUGACUCGACUCACUCAUAAUAUUUUCCAAUGACCUUGAUAUCACAUCCUUCAUUGUAGAUUCCACCAUUUCUCCGAAUGCCAGUGACAGGCUAACAGUUUGGUAGCUCACUGUUUCCUCUCUCCCUCCACUCUGGAGGAGUUCAGAGAGUCUGUGGUCUGCUGACCUGACCCACUGAGUUCCAGCAGCUCGUUUUCCAUCCCAGAUUCCAGUCCCUGCAGACCCGUGUGUUCCCAGCAGACAUCACUGAGCAGCUUCAGCAGGCAGCUCAUUCCCUUCAGCACAUUGAAUAAAGCACUCUGCUCACACACUGUUUCUCCUCCCUCAGAUGCUGCCUGACCUGCUGAGCAUUUCCAGAUUUCCAGCCUCUGCAGUUCUUUCAUUGUCACUGACUCUGUCUGACCGUGUGAGAUUUUCUAAACACCUUGUCAUCGUUCCUUCAGUGUGUGUUCAGCAAUUUUCCCAGUGACAGACAUCAAGACACCGAGUUUCCUGCUUUCUACCUCCGUCCUUUCUGAAAUAGGAUCCUUACAUUUGUAGUUUUCCAAUCAGCUGGGCCUGUUCCAGAAUCUGGGAAAUCCUGGAACAUCCCAUCUAUCUGGAACUUCAACAUUGGAACAUGGAACAGUGUAUCACAGUACAGGCCUUUCCCCCAUGAGAUUGUGCCAACUAUUUAAACAACUCUAAGGUCAAUCAAACCCCUCCCUCCCACAUAUCCCUCCAUUGCCCUAUCACCCAUGUGCCUAUCUAAGAGUCUAUUAAAUGCCCCCAAUGUAUCUGCCUCUACCACCACCCCAGGAGUGUGUUCCACACAACCACCCCUCUCUCCAUAAAAAUAACUUACCUCUCCUCUAUUUCCUCCCAACACUUUAGAGUUACGCCCCCUCGUAUUACCCACUUAUGCCCUGAGAAAAAGUUUCUGGUACUUAUCUCGUACACCUUUAUCGAAUCACCUCUCAUCCUCAUUGUCUCCAUAGAGAAAAGCCCUUCCUCACUCAAACUUGUCCUCAUAAAACAUGCUCUCUAACCUAGGCAACAUCCUGGUUAGUCUCCUCAGUUCCCUCUCUAAAUCUUCCACAUCUUUCCUAUAAUGAGGUACCGAAACUGAACAUAAUAUUCCGAGUGUGGUCAAACCAGGGUUUACUGAUCUGCAACAUGAUCUUGUGGCUAUUCGACUCAAUAUCUUGACUAAUAAAAGCCGACACACUAUACACCUACUUAAGGGCCCAAUUAACUAACAACAGCUUUGGAUAUGGACCCCAAGGUUCCCCUGUUCCUUGACACUGCUCUGAAUCCUGCCAUUAACUCUGUAUUCUGCCUUGAAGUUCGAACUUUCAGAAUGAACCACCUGACACUUUUCUGGAUUGAAGUCCAUCUGCCUCUUCUCAGCCCAGUUCUGCACCCUGUCAAUGUCCUGUUGUAACCUACAGCAUCCUCCUGCACUAUCCAGACCUCCACCAAUCUUCAUGUCAUCUGCAAAAGUCCAUCCACUUCCUCAUCCACGUUCUUUAUAAAAAUGACAAAGUGCAGGGCUCCCACAACACCACGGGUCAGGGAUCUCCAGGCAGAAUACCCUCCCUCACCUCCCACCCUCUGCCUUCUGUGUGCAAGACAAUUCUGAAAUCAGGCAGCCAUGUUUCAGAUCCCAUAACUCCAGGCCUUGUGAAUGAGUCUACCUGGGGAGAGGAAGGGGAACAGGGAGAUGCAAUGGGAAGUUGGAAGGGGGAGUAGGGACAGUGGAGUGUGGAGAGGAAGGGGAGAGGGUGAAGGGUAGAGCUUGGAGGGGGUAGGAGACAUGUGUGAGAGAGAGUUAGAGAUAUUGAUGCUGGGAAGAGUUCAAGAAACAUUCUCCUGAGGAGAGGGAUGGGAUCUCUCACCAGUCAAAUGGCGCCAAGCUGUGAUCUCUGUCGAGGUCGUGGCUCAGACUCAGAUGAUUCUGUUUUGCUUCUUGGGUUUUUUUUUUUAGCGUUUGUUCAUUGGGGGGACAGACGGGGAAUUGGGGGUUAGGGUUUAGGGACAUGGAGCAGGAGCUGGUAUUCAGAAUCCAGGUCAGAACACUCCACAAUCAAAGGUCAGUUUGGCAGGCAGUAAUGAUGGAGGUUAGCAAUCCCUCUCAGUGAGUCUUGGGUUGUAGUCCAUCAUGGCAGGAGGAGACCCAAAGGUCAAAAGCCUGUGAUAAGUGGGGUCAAUACCCAGAGGAUGGAAAGACCAGAGCGCAUGGCCCAAGGUUGAAGUUCAGAUGUGGACAAGACUGUAGAGUGACAUCUAAAGAUCAAACAGCAAAGUUGGUGAGACUGGAGAUCAAGGCCUGAAGGUAGAAUCCCCAGGGUUGCCCUGUCUGGAGAUUGAGGGACAAUGUCUGUAAGUCCGUGCCAGGGACUGAGGCUGGAGGACCAAUAUCUGUAAGUCAGAGUCUGGGACCAAAGAAAAGCUGCCUUUGUGUGUGAAGGGGAGGGGUCGGAUGUGGAAAAGGGGCUUGUUUUGCUGUUAUUGUUGUUGCUGCCAGUUGUAUUUUCCUGCUGAACGUUGGGUUUGCUAUCUUGGCACCGGAAGGUCUGGUGACGUUUGUGAACUGCCUCCAGCACAUCCUUCAGUGUGAAUGCAAACACACAUUUCACCGUAGGUUUCAAUGUAGAUCUGAGAAAUAAAUCUGAAUAUCUGAGAGCUUUGGGAAGAAACGUAUAAAAAGGUGCCGGACAAGAUCACCGACAGCACUGACUCCGGAGAGCAACCAGUGAAGAAGACGCUGAGUCAGGGACUCUGAGAGGAACUCACGGUGAACCCUGGCCAGGUUCAUCUGGGGUGGGGAACACCUGAACAGGGGCGGGGGGGUUUUGGGAGUUGUGAGAGUAAACUAAAGAGAUGUGUAACUAAAUAGUUAACGUUUGAACUGUGUAAUUACUCCUUGAACAAAUCCUGAUCAAUAAAGACAACAGUUAUUGGUCAGUCAUCGUCUGGAAUGUUCUAUCAUGUGAUGUGUUUAACUGGGAAUAGGGUUCACCAGUGAAGUUCACUUUGUGAUCAGAAAGCCGUGGAAC
Molecule: messenger RNA, 9997 nt
Organism: Hypanus sabinus (Atlantic stingray)
Lineage: Eukaryota; Metazoa; Chordata; Chondrichthyes; Myliobatiformes; Dasyatidae
Product: up-regulator of cell proliferation-like
Exons: 2
Coding region: 1162-5955 (1597 amino acids)
Molecular function (GO): GTP binding
Source: RefSeq, a predicted model, not a curated record